Molecule: messenger RNA, 3885 nt
Organism: Boeremia exigua
Lineage: Eukaryota; Fungi; Ascomycota; Dothideomycetes; Pleosporales; Didymellaceae
Product: P-loop containing nucleoside triphosphate hydrolase protein
Exons: 5
Coding region: 37-3411 (1124 amino acids)
Biological process (GO): double-strand break repair via homologous recombination
Cellular component (GO): Smc5-Smc6 complex
Molecular function (GO): ATP hydrolysis activity; ATP binding
Source: RefSeq, a predicted model, not a curated record
UAUACACUGUCUACCCCACACACAUACGCUGUGACGAUGCCUGGCUUCGUCCGGAAUGGACGGAAGCGUGCUUCGCCAGAAGUGCCCGAGGACUCCUCCGACUCAGACCUCCCGACACCCAUAUCUGUGCAAGGCAAACGCGCUCGCUAUGCUCGCGACGCGUCUGACAGUCCCACUGCCACGAACGGCGUCCGGAACCGCACAGCCAUUGGGUCGCAUAACGAAGAUGUCUUCCAACCCGGCUCGAUUGUACGAGUCAAACUUACGAACUUCGUCACAUAUACCGCCGCCGAAUUUCACCUAGGACCGAGUCUGAACAUGAUCAUUGGGCCGAACGGCACGGGAAAGAGCACUCUCGUUUGUGCGAUUUGUAUAGGGCUUGGAUGGGCGACAGACAACUUGGGAAGAUCGAAGGAAUUGAGUGCAUUCGUCAAGCACGGCGCCGCUGAAGCUGAGAUUGAGAUAGAGCUUGCCAAAGCGGACGGCGAGCGGACAAAUCCUGUGGUGAGACGGGUCCUGCGUAAAGAGGACAACAAGACGGUCUUCUUUAUCAAUGGGAAGCACGCGACGAAUCGCGCAGUUAUGGACAUGUGUAAACGCUUCUCGAUCCAGAUUGACAAUCUGUGCCAGUUCUUGCCACAGGACCGAGUCGUCGAAUUUGCGAAGAUGAAAGACACGGAGCGACUGCGAGCGACUCUCGGUGCUGCCGCACCUCCAUAUAUGAGCGAGUGGCAUGAUCAGCUCAUGGCUCUGCGCGGUGAAGAGAAAAUAUUGGUGGAUAAACGACAUACUGAUGAAGAGCACCUCAAGCAGCUGGAGGCUCUACAGAACACCACACGAGGUGAUGUGGAAAGGUGGAAUCAACGCCAAGAACUUGCUUUUAAAGCAGCGACUCUUGAAAAAGUUCGGCCACUCAUUCAAUUAAGGAUACAUAAAGAGGAGUUUGACCAAGUCAAAAAAGAUCAUGAUGCCGCAGUGCAAGAGUUGGCUCAACUCAGCGAAGAAAUUGAGCCUGUCAGACAAGCUGGAGUGGAUGCCCAGACCUAUCAUGAUCAAGUCAAUCAAGUUGUGCUGCGGAGGACGCAGAUGAUGGACAUGGUGAAGCUGCAGGCAGACAAGAAAGCCCGCGCGAUCAGCGAGGAGAACAAGAUCGCCGAGGAACGGAGGGGUCAGGUCGUUAGCGAGAUGCGAGACAAGCAAGGUCGCCAGCAGGACAUAGCCCGCACCACCAAAAGGAUUGCAGAUCUCGAGCGGAAGCACCAGGAACAGCCCGUUGAAUACGAUCAAGAGGGGUACCGCCAACGAAAGGAGGAGCUACGUCAAGAGUUGUCAUCGGCCGACCGUCGAAUAGGCGAGCUGAGGAACACCAUGUCAUCCAUCCAAGCUCGAAUCCAAGAUUUCAGAGUCCAGAAGAAUGCGGCUAAGAACCAACGCGAUCUCCUCGACACACAAAGCGGCAAGCAAAUUAGCCUGCUCCAGAAGGUGUCUCCAGACACAGCGAAGGCGUGGGAAUGGUUUGAGGCGAAUAAGGCACAGCUGCCUCUCAAAGGCGAAGUUUAUGGACCUCCUAUAUUGACAUGUUCAUUGACAGAUCCCAAGUAUGCGGAUGCCUUGGAAAGUCAGAUAAGAUUCGGCGAUGUUGUCGCAAUUACAUGCACGUACAACGAAGACCAGAGACUCCUCCUCGGUGAAUUUACGGGGAGGGAUAAGCUUGGGUUACAUGGCAUCUACCUCAGGACUUCGCCUAAGCCACUAUCUGCCUUCCCUGCCCCCGUACCCGCCGCGGAACUCGCGCGCUUUGGGUUUGAAGGGUACCUUCGCGAUUACAUCAAGGGGCCCGACCCGGUCGUUGCUAUGCUUUGCGACAAUGCAAGAUUGAACAGAGUUGCAUUUGCCUCCAAGUCCAUUACCGAUCAGCAGCAUGCAGCUGCGUCAAGCAGUCCAAUACAGGCAUGGGUGAGUGGCAGAGAAACGUGCAAGAUCACCACGCGAAGGGAGUACGGCGUAUCGUCUACCUCCGUGAACCAUCUCAAGCGGGCACAGUUCUUUGUUGACCAACCUGUCAACUCAGACGAGAAAAGGCAACUCGAUGAACAACUACGUGAACUCGAUCGUGAGGCCAACGAGAUGAUAGUUGAGCACAACUCGGCCAAGUCUGAAGUCCAGGGACUCCUAGAAGAGAGCAGAGUUGUGAGAGAGCAAAGAGAUGAGAUAGUGAAAGAGGAGAACCAGAUCAAGAAAGCCAGGGCCGAGUGGGAGGCUCUUCCCCGCAUAAUAGAUCAAAACAAGACCGAUCUACAGCAAUACCUUGACUCGAAUGCGCAAACGAGUAAUCGCAUUCGGGAAAUCAAGGCUCAGGCACGACAAUGCUCCUUAAAGAUUGCUAGCCUCACACUGGAAUACGCUAAAUCUGUGACUGAGUUCCGCCGUCUUCACGAGAACGUAGUUGAAGCUGAGAUUCGCCUUCUUGAGGCUGCAUCAGAAGUCAGGGCGUUUGAGAAAGACAACAAAUUUGCUCUUGAACGCCUCCGGACCAUGCAAGCACGAUUGGAGCAGCUGGCAGCCGCUAGGAGAACUAUGAAAGCUGCCGUCAGAGAUGAACACCACAAAGCCCAAGGAAUGAUCAGCAGUUGCACGCAGGAGGAGAACCAGAUCAUUGUAUUAUACAAGGAACUUCGAACCGUCGCAGAACUCGAUGAUGAGAUCCAAUCGGCCAAUGCCAGACUCGAGAUGAUGUCUACAGGAGACGGUUCCGUAGUUAGGACCUACGAAAACCGCGAAAUGGAGAUUCGAAAGACACAAGAGUCCCUCGAAAAGCACGUCGCAGCCCUGGAGCAAGCCCAAAACAGCAUCGCAGAAAUCAAGGGUCCGUUCGAGACAGGCUUAGAUGAGCUUGUUGCGAAAAUCAGCGCUGCGUUUUCACAUAACUUCGCGCAAAUCGGUUGCGCUGGUGAAGUUGAGGUGUACAAGGAUGCCGAUGACUUUCAAGCCUGGUCCAUUCAGAUUAUGGUCCGUUUCCGCGAGGGUGAAACCAUGUCUGUCCUUGAUGAACGCCGCCAGUCUGGUGGUGAGCGAGCAGUUUCGACCGUCUUCUAUCUGAUGGCUAUGCAAGACCUCGCACAGGCACCGUUUCGCGUUGUUGAUGAGAUCAAUCAGGGUAUGGAUCCGCGUAACGAGCGCAAGGUACACGAGCGAAUGGUCGAUAUCGCAUGCCAAGAGCACACGAGUCAAUAUUUCCUCAUCACACCAAAGUUGUUGACGGGUCUCAAAUUUCAUCCCAAGAUGAAAGUUCAUGUCAUCAACAGCGGUGAGCACGUUCCGAAGAGUACGUCAAACAAGGAUGAAUGGAACCUCAAGGAUAUGGCGAAGGUUGCGCUUACAGUCAGAGGCCGCGUUGGUGUUGCUGCUUAGACAGUAGUACCAGCAGUGCUCGAUGUUUGGUAAUGGCGUGAUAUCAUUAGGAGGAUACUUCUGCAUUUUCGUCGAGCACAGAUACCAAGUUUCAGGCGUUUUGGUUGGUGACGGACUCCGAGUAUUGUUAGUACGACAACUCAUGCGACAUGAGAAUCACUUUGUUAAACGUAGCGGUGCUACGACAGGUAGCGUAUACGAACUUGAAGGCAUGCUUGCUCGGGAAGCAUGCUUUCAUUCUCCGUUCUGCACACGAGGCUCUCCGGUCCUCGCCGUUUCCGCGUACCACUACAACCUCAAUAUUUCGUGCUACUCGUUCACUGGUAAUUGGGGUACAACGGGAAACGGCUCAGAAGGUGUCGUGAAAGUGACAGACAAGUACCAAUGGUUAUCAAGAGCACAUGAGACUGCAGUGUUAUGACUGCAGAUCGGUAUGACAUCACAGCUCCUUCCCAGAACGCAGAGCAAAGAAAG